This is a messenger RNA of Sander lucioperca (pikeperch), 4740 nucleotides long. RefSeq names its product limbin. The record is from RefSeq and is a predicted model, not a curated record. Gene Ontology annotation, cellular component: ciliary membrane; plasma membrane protein complex. The transcript is spliced from 24 exons. NCBI's taxonomy places the organism in Eukaryota, Metazoa, Chordata, Actinopteri, Perciformes, Percidae. Bases 298 to 4431 code for a protein of 1377 amino acids. Gene Ontology annotation, biological process: smoothened signaling pathway.
ACCGCUUCUUUGAGGAGUUGCCCGUUCUUCCCAAGUUUGGAAAUUAUUUUGUUGUGCAGCAACGAACGGCGUUUAUGGACUGUGUUCGUGUUAACUCUUUGAAAUGGCAUCCAUAGUUUCUCCUGAAACAUUUGCAUACAAGUAAGAUAUUCAUGUUGGCCAGAAACUCUAUUACAAGUAGCUAAUGCUUGUCAAGAAAAAGCGGUGGAAAUGUUUUCAUCGCGGAUUUUAACAAUGGCAAUAUCCAGCCAGUUAGCUAGCGGCUCUCCUUGGUGAGAGUGGCACACAAACUUACGAAUGCUUCAGGUAAAUCUUACCGCGAAGAGGGUCACGAUAUGGUCAUUAAUCUGGAAUAUCCAAGUGUCGUGUUUGUGUCUACCUCCUUCAUACUCCCAUUGGUGUCACGUUGUAACCCGGCGUGAGACUCGGCGUUUAUUGGAGUACAGUGCUGCACAUCAGUCUUGUUAUAACGGGACAGCUCAGGAUGCAUCAUGCUACACAACACUACAACCACCUCCUUUCUCGGAGAAACAGGAGAGCCUCUCCAGUAUCCAUGUGAUGCAACAUGACACUGGUGGGAAAUCAGCAGAGCAGACAUUGCUUAGGAUGGAUGGUACAAUGGAAAUCAAUGGACGCAUGGUGUUGUUUGCAGAGGCCCCCCUUUCUUCUUCAGCUCCUGCUGGUCCCUGGGGACACUCUUUUUAUACGCCACUUACCUACAUGUCAAACAUCUUGCACCUCCGGAACCGCAGAAGCACACUCACCAGAUACAACCCGGGCCUCGCUAUACCUCAGGUUCAGAGUGCGGCACCUCCAUCUGCAUUUGGGGUCACAUUUUGCAAGUGUGCACAGGUGAAGCUGGACACUGACCCUCCUCAGCUGACUUUCUUCCUGCGGAUUCACAACAAGGGCCCAGUGGGUGGCACCAACCUUUCUCAGGUGGCUAUCCGGGACUCCAUCUCUGGAAUAGUACCCCUAAAAUCUGAAGGCAGGGUUGUGGAAAGAGGCUACCAGACAUUUGCCAUUGAUUCACUGUCUGCUGGAUCCCAAGUUGUUGUCAACUAUACCGCUCACAUAAAGAGUCAUAAGAGUGAGGUCCUGGACCUUCCGGCUUUUCUUACCUUCUCUAACGCCUCACAGAAUGAUGUCAGUAUGUUUGGUCCAUUGACAGCUAAUCUAACCUUGACGGUGAAUUCCACCGACAGGAUCUAUCCUAACCAUGGGGUCCAUUUUGCUGGAUUUGUCGCUGGGUUCUUUGUCACAUUGGUGCUGCUGUCACUGGGGUUUCUGGCCAUGAACCUGAUAGGUCUCCGAACCAGGCUGAACCUUCUUCAGCAAAGGAGAAACAGAAGGGAUUCGGACCCAGAGUAUGCAGACUGCAACAUGUGUGAGACCGUAAAAGAUGAGGCUGCAUUUGAAGACAAGAUGGUGGACACCAUGGUGUUGGAGGAGCCCCAGAAUAUGUACCAGGCUUUGGAGAACCUUGAAAUGUCCACACUGCUGCAUGCCACCAAUAACCUGGAGGCCACCCGAAUUCAGAUCUACAAGGAUGUGAUGUCCUCUCUGCUGGGCGGCCUGCUUGCCCGGGGCCAGUGCAGCGCCCAGGCCCAGCAGAGACUCCUCAGUGUGCUCCACGGACAGAUGCUGGGCAUGGAGGGUCGGCUGAAGGAGGAGCGAGGGGCCCGCAUGGCUGCUCUGGCUGGCCAGUGUAACAUGGAGACUCGGGAAGAAAUGGAAGCGGAGCACCGCAGAGAAGCUGCUGAGAAGGCCCAGGCCGAGCUGCUGUGUCAACAUGCAGACCAACAGGAGCUCCUCCACUGCAGCGUCCUCCUGGAGAAGCUGCACAAGCUGAGUCAGAAUCAGCUCCAGCGCAUUCUGUUGGUCCGACAUGAAGAAGCCUCAGGGAAGGUCCAGAGGCAGAUCAUCGAGUGGCGCCGGGUGGAGUUACACAAGAUUUUCUCUGAAGAACUGGAGGAGGCCACCAGGAUGGGCGAGUUGGAGAAGAGUACAGCCAAGAGUCUUCAGCACGAUUACUUUGCCUGUCAAGAUCAGCUAGAGGAGGUGCUGGAUGUCGUCCUUGCCAACCAGCGCUAUGUGCUCGCUGAACGCCACGCACAGAGGAAGUUCUUGGUGCACAGCCUUCACAGCCUCAACAGCCUGAUUUCAGACAGCUUCUCCAGCACCUCCGGCAAUCUGGACAGCUGGUUCACUCACAUCAGGAGAGGGAGCAUUGUGCCUGCAGAGCAGAUCGACCAGCUACAGGACAAGGCCCAGAAAGAGUUGGUGAUGGUGAGGCAGAGACUGGAUGAGGCACUGAGCCAAGAGAGGAGAGCCAUGCGCUGUGGACUGAUAAAGAAGAGGCGGGAGCUCAUCUCUGACAUGCUGCGGGUCCACAAACAGAGACAGAAGGAUCUGUCGGCUCUGUCCAAGGGUCUGGAGGAAAGGAUAGAUGUAGCUCAGCACCUGCACUGUUGGCAGAACUUACUGACAGCUCAAAGUUUGGAGCUAGCAGAGCUCAUCAACAACCUGGAUGAGGAGGCUGCUGCCGACAUUCGCAAGGUGACCAUGCGUAUGAUCCAGGGUGCCAUAACAGAAGUCAAAGCCAUCCAGCCUUCUGCAACCCAGGCCUUGCUAACACUUCUGCCUCCAGGGGCACAACGCUCCGUGCUGCAGGUGGAACCUGAGGCAGGACCAGGACAAGCCCAGGGACAAGGAGCGAACGCUCUCUUGCAGGGCCAGGAAAGGUUGCACCAGGAAGGCAAGGCAGCCUUACGCACCCUCAGCUGCACCAGGGAGGAUCUGCGGGAUGCCAUUGAGAGAGAGCUGCAGGAGCAGAGAGAGCUCAGGGCGCAAUGCAGAGCUUUCUUCAGUUGUUUGUGUUCGUCCCAGUUGACCCUGUCUGAAGAUGACCGGCUCAGGAUGAAACUGGAGUUUCAGAAGUGCCUGUCUGUGAUGGACCGCUGCCUGGUGCUGCCCCACGCCAUCUCCAGAACCAAACUCCACACCGCUCUUGCAGCUUGGAGAAAGGAGCGCGAGCAACAAAUGAUAAAUAAGCAAUCCAAGGGGGUAACCAGCGAAACAGACACGUCGGAACUGCUGCUUUUCCAGAAAAAGCUUGAGGACAGCAUCCAACUGUUUGAGAAGGAGAAGGAGACGGAGAGCGGCGUCAUGAACAAGGUGAUGGAAGAGAUGCGUAGGGAGAGAGAGGACGAUCUGCGCUCUCAGGGCGACAGCCUGGCGAUGCAGAUGGCUACCAUCCACUAUCAGAAGGCUGAGAGGAGGACCAAAGUCUUGGAGACCUGCGGAGCAAUGCUCACUCUGCACAGCCUUCUCAUUCUGCAGCUCAGAGAGAGAAAGAGCCUGGAGAGACAAGACAUGGCCCAGAGUAUACAGAACCACUGCUUGGGCCUAGAGGAAGCAGAACAAGAGCUUCAGAAGGAGAGGACUAAGCUGGACGGCCUGCAAAUGUCUCGGUCCAGAGUCGGGUCCAAUCCAACACGGAGAGAUGACUCUGAUGAGAGCGAGGGGGAGAGUGAGGAGGAGAGACUGUUUCAGCUGCAGCAGGAUUGCAGGAUGACGUCCAUCCUCCAGGAGGCACUCUACAAGAGCGAUCAGGUCAUCACACUGUUGGCUGAGAGGUGGCAGAAAAUGACUGGCAACAAUCAAGCCAUGGAAGAUUUAAAAGAGCAAAUGGAGCUCAGGAGACUUUAUGCAAACUGUGACCAGGAUUUGGAGUUUGCAUCUCGGCUGGUGAAGCAGAGUCGGGUAUCUGCUGAGGUUCUCCUGGAGGCUCUGCGUCUCCUCCUCCCCACCCUGCCUGAAAGCGAACUCAUUUCCAUCACUGAUGCCCUCUGCCCCAAACAGCACCCUGUUUCAUCACCAGCAGAGCAAGAACACUCGGGGUGUGCCGGCGGGGUGAACAGACCUCUUUCUGUCAAACUGAGAGAAGACGUGGUGCAUAAAAAUAUGCCAAAUAUGCCAAGCUGCACUUUGGAAAGAGAGAGACUCCAGGAAAAGAGGCAAUGUUUGAUGGAAAAACUGCUCCCCAGAAGCCGUCUCCUGGUUUCCAGAGAUGUUGCACCGCUGCUGGUUAAAGAGAAAGGAAAGGAGGACAGUUUUACUAAAGCCCAACAGCCUAUUCAUGAAUCAACCCUGACAGAAUACACCGUUUCAGAGCAGCAAAAUGACCCUGCAAAAGAAAGGUUUGUGGACACAGUGAAUGAAACGUUACACAGCACGGCAGAGGAAUACAUGAUGCCAGCCUCUGCCAGCAGUGUACUGGGCGUCCCUGCUACUGGAGAGAGGUUAUUUGUGUUCCGGGAUCCACCUGAUUCAAGUGGCAGUGUGGGUGCUCCGAAAAGAAAAAAGAAAAAGAACUUUCUCAAUCUGAAGAAAGGCUCAGUGGCUCCAUCAAACCUUUCUCGAGACUAACAUUGUCUUUUGCAAGAGAUUAUGAUGAUGGUACUUUAUUAUGAUAUAUAAUAUUAGAAUCCAAAAUAAACCAAUAGAUUUGCUGUGUGUAGCAAAACAUUUUCAGUGGCGUAUGUUGCAUGGUGGUUACAUUAAGGAGGUUGACAAACAGUUCCAUUAUUUUCAAUGGUGUUGGCUUGAAUCUUUUAAGUGGUGGGAAAUAUCCACUCAAGUACAGACUUGCUUUCACUUUACAAAUGUGUUAUUGGGGAAGAGAACAGAUUAAAAACCCCAUUCUUGCAGUAUUGGUGUGUACUGCAUUAAUAUCAA